AGAUUUUUUUGGUUAGUUUCAAUCGUAGCUGUACUUCUUAAAGUGACCACGAUAAUUCCCAUGCAUACACGCCUGAAUAUCGGCCGGUGAAAUGAUGAAGAUCUUACCGGACAUCUUCAUCAGAAAAUCCUUAGGACGUGGUAGGGACUUGGGUCUUUUUUUCUGGGACAUCGCCGAUUGCAAUCAGGUUCACAUUUUACCAUGGCUUUAUAAGAAUGAUUUAAAUAAACUAGCAACUGAAAGGAAAUAAUCAGCCAAAUAAUCUGUAUAUCUGCGCGCGUUCUGAACGUUUGGGUGUGAGUGUGAAACAAAAGCUCAAUACUGCCUAAUAACCCGUUGUCGUUGGCGGCUGUACAGCAUUUAUGAUAAAUUAUCUUUUGAGAUAUUUUUUUCGCCACAAUUUCUAAAAAGACUGAAAUAUUUCAAUCCCCCAAGAGAGAUAAAAGAGGGCAUCAAAUUUAAAAAACAAAAAAACCAAACGCAACAAAAGGAGCAACAUUUUUGUGCGAAACGGAAUUAACCAUGAGUUUCCACAAUCAUCAUCACCACCACCAACAGCAGCCGCAGCCUCAGCAACAUUGGCACCAUCAUCACAGCCAGAAUCAAAGUCACAGUCACAGUCAUCAUCAACAUCAAAGCCAUCAUCAUCACAGCCACUACCAUCACCAGCAGCAAUAUUUCACGCUGCCAUUACCAAGUCAACAGAAUUUCUGGUACAUCAUUCAUCUGAUAAUAUUUCUGAUAGACAUCACAAGUUCCCUGACAAUGACUGAAGUGAAAAUUCCCAAUCACAUAAUGCGCUUCAAAAGUGCCAUUUUAGGUUGCCGCUACAGUCUCGAUGGUGAAUCGUUGUAUUCGGUGAAAUGGUACAAGGAUGGCCAUGAAUUCUAUCGCUAUGUGCCACGUAACAAACCACCUGGGCAAGCAUUUCCACUGCCGGGAAUUAAUGUUGAUCUACGCAAUUCCUCCGAUACCCAAGUAAUGUUGAGGCGUGUCACCCUCCAAUCAACAGGCGUUUACAAAUGUGAAGUUUCCGGCGAAGCACCAGCAUUUAAUACAGUUUCUGAAUCAGAAACGAUGACAGUCGUAAUGACUCCCAUACGUGGUCCACGCAUAACGGGCGGACAGGCGCGAUAUCAAAUCGGUGAUACGGUGCGUGUCAAUUGCACCUCGUCAGCUUCCAAACCGGUGUGUCAUCUUAGUUGGCUUAUUAAUGGUGAACCGGCAAGCCGUUCAUAUCUACGCACAUACAAUAACAAAGCGAUAGGCAAUGAAGGUUUGGAACAGGCAACUCUCGGAUUGGAGUUCAAAGUGAGAGCAUAUCAUUUUCGCAAUGGAGAUAUGAAACUGAAGUGUGUGGCAAAAAUAUCAUCGCUCUAUUUUCAAAGUCGUGAAGCGAGCGUGGUCUCAGAUCAUCCGCACAAAGCGCCAGCCCUGGAGUCAAGAGAAACUGUUGCUGCAAAGUCAAGAGCUCAUGGCGCUUCAAGCGGCGGAAGUAUACAUCAUUUGAAUGGAAUGCCGGUUAAUUACUUGCUAACUUUAUUAUGCUGUCUUAGCUUUUUAACGGCAGUCACAGCAACGUCGACAACAACAACAUCAAUAACUAGGAUGACACCAGCAGCAACAAAAACAACCAGGGUAACAGCAGCAGUUGUAACAGUAACAAAAAGUAGUUCAGCAGCGACAACAUCGCGAAGGCUAACAAGUAAAACAGCCACGACGAAUACAUCGGCGUCAGAAACAGCAACAACCACACCAUCAACAGUAACAACAACAAAAACGUCAACAGUACCAUCAACAACAACAACGCCCUGCUGUAAUAGCAAAAGUUCCCGAGUCGCACACAAUUUAAUAUCAUCACACAUGGUAUUUAGAUAACUAUGUUAAUUAUUAAGGACACUCUAAAGUGGAAAGGAGAGAGCCCCACUCUCCUGCCGCCACUACCGCCCCCCACUCUCUCCUCAAACUAACCCGUCUAACAGUCCUUGUACUAUACACACUCACACACAAACAUAUAUCACAAUAUAACUCACAAACUUAUCUUUAAUAUAGAAAAUAAAAACUGAAAACGUAACUAAAACAUAAAAUACAAUGAAGAUGUCAAUGAAUAUCGUUUGAAUGAAUCACUCGAAUGAAAACAUGGGAGUGUGUGUGAGUGCGCGUACCGCUCUGUGUGUAUGUGUGUGAAUGAGUGAAUGCCACAAUUUUAUGAAUGUUUAUGUAAAUGUGUUAUGAAUACUACUUUACUGUUAACUUAUUAAUGACGAUGUAAAAUUCAAUUUUGAAUUAAAAACUUAAUAAUAUUAUUAAAAAAUAAUAAUAUAAAUAAAACCAGUAAGUAUGUAUAUACGAUGUGUAUGUGAAAUAUUUGGGGGAUAUUUGGCUGAUUUCUAAUUUCGUUUUAAAAGCUAACUUGCAAAAAAGAAAAAAAAUAACAAAUUUUAAAAAUAUUUAAAAUCAUGUUUAAGAAGAUGACAAAUUAAAACCAGUAAAGAAAGUCCUAAAGUUGGGCGGGCCGACUUUAUGAUACCCUACACCACUUUGCUAAUUUAGUAGAGCUCCACAUAACAAUUAAAAGUUUUUGUGGGAGAAUUCAAUCAUACACGCUAUGAUUAUAAUUACAAUUUAAAGUUCAAAGGACUAAAUAUGCCGAAGCAUUUGUAUCUUUUAAAUUCGGACUUGUAUUGCUCAUUUGGUGCAAAAUUAAUUUGAAAUCAGAUAAAGACAUAUAUGGGAGCUAUAUCCAUAUCUGAACCGACCUCGAUAAAAUUUGGCUAAGAUAUUUCUGAGCUGUAUUUGAUAUAUUUCCCUGAAUAUCGUUGUUACGGAGUGCAUAUUAGGGCUGUGGGCAACAAAUACAAUAAAUCGGAUGAACAAUAUAUAUGGGAGCUAGAGCUAUAUCUCAACCGAUCUUCACCAACUUUGGCAUACUAGCUUCUACACUCAAUGCGGUCGUAUGUGCCAAAUUUCAUCCCAUUUGGGCAAAUAUUAGACGUUUGGUGCACAAUAAAAGGUUAAUCCGUCAAAGUUAUAUAUGGAAGCUAUAUCCAAAUCUGAACCAAUCUCGAUAAAAUUUGGCAAAGGUAUUUCUGAGCUGCAUUCGAUAUAUUUCCCCAAAAUAUUGUUGCUACAGAGUGCAUAUUACGGCUGCGGAGGAUAAAAAUAACAAAUCGUAUGAACAAUAUAUAUGGGAGCAAUAGCUAUAUCUGAACCGAUUUCGAUCAAAUUUAGCAUACUUAUUUUCAGGCCUUAUUUGGUUGUAUGUGCAAAAUUCCAUACGGGCUGAUAUUACACGUUUGGCGCAAAAAAGGCAAAUCGGACGAAGAUAUAUAUGGGAGCUAUAUCUAAAUUUUUACCGAUUUUUACCGAUCAUAAAUGAACUCAGAAAGUCAUUCUAUGGAGAUCCUCAAAAGUAACUAUGGGUCUAUCUCGCUUCCUUCUCCAUGUUACAAGCAAAUGCACAAAGACAUAAUACCCUUACCACUAUGUGGUGUAGGGUAUAAUUACAAAUUAAGGUCGAAUUUGCAUUUUUGCCCUUCUGCUUUUCUUUUAAAAUGUGGAAUGUUGAAACAUAGGGCUUUAUCCUUAAUAUUUUAUUUUUAUCAUGCAAAAAGAGUGUAGAUGUUAAAGUUUGGCUCUCACCAAUCAAUAAGACUUCAGCUUCCAACAUAAAAUUGGGUAUAUCUUAUUAAGGAUCCAUUCCAGAAUGUGCUGGAAUAUGCUAUUUUUAAUCAUUUUCUUCAUUCUAAAGAAUUUUGAAUCUCUGUUGGAAUGGUACCCGAAGGAGGACAUUCAAAGCUUGAAGAGAAUCGGAUACUUCACACUAUAUGAGAUAUAGUGAAGACAUAUUUCAUCUUAACCCCAGACCUUGGGUUAAAAAAAAAAAUAUUGUGAUAUGUGUGAUUUGAACCGGAUGGUCAUUUCGGAUUUUCUGAUCGUUAUGUUUUCUCAAUAUUUUAACGCUUUGUGGGGAGGUAUCAGAAGGAAUGGUCCGAUCACUACCGUUUUUAUAACAGAUCCUGUGCUGAUGGAAAUAUUGUCUGACUGAAGUCGGAUGGUGAUUUAGUGUUUUAUAACUUUCACGAAUAUUCCAAAAUUCUGGCCCUUUGUAGGGCAGGUACCAGAAGGAGUCGACCAAUAUAUUCCAUCUUUACACCAGACCAUGGUUUAAUAAAAACGUUGUGAUGUGUGUAAUGUGAAGAGAACCUGAUGCUUAUUUCGCGUUCUAUGGUCUUCAUGGAUAUUCAACAUUUUGAACCUUUGAAGGGGAGGUACCAGAAGGAAUGGUCUGAUCUCCACCUUUUUAAUAACAGAUCCUGUGUUGAUGGAAAUAUUCAGAUGUGUCAAGUGUAAAUGGAAUCGGCUGUUAAUUUCAUUUUAUGAGCUAAAUGGAUAUUCAAUAUUUCGAUCUUUUGUGGGGGAGGAACCAGAAGGAGUGGGCCGACAUAUUCCAUCCUCACACCGACCUUGGUUUAAUAAAAACAUUGUGAUGUGUGUAAUGUGAAGAGAACCUGAUGCUUAUUUUGCGUUUUAUGAUCUUCAUGGAUAUUCAAUCGGUCUCUUACAUCACAUUUUAUAAGAGUUGUAAUUAUUCAAUAUUUUGACCCAUUGUGAGGGUAGUACUUGAUAGAUUGAACCGACUUUGUCCGUUUCCGCACCAGACCUAGCACUGACGCAAAUAUUAGGACUUGCAAAGUUGGAGCAAAAUCGAAUUAUCUUUUCUCUUUCUGUGCAAAAAAAGUAUAUUUUUUAAAAUUUCGACCAUUUGUGGGAAGGUACCAGAAGAAGUGGACCGAUAUAUUCCAUCUUAACACCAGACCUUGGGUUAAUAUAAAUAUUGGGAUGUGCUCAAUUUGAAGAUAAUCGGACUCUUAAAUCACAUUUUAUAAGAGUUGUAAUUAUUUAAAAUGUUGACCCCAUUUUCGCACCAGACCUAGCAAUGAUGCAAAUAUUAGGAUAUGCAAAGUUGGAGCAAAAUCGGAUUAUGCUUUCUCUUUCUGUUCAGAUUUUUUUUUAAAUUUCGACCUUUUUGGGGGAGGUACUAGAAGGAGUCGACCUAUAUUGCUCAUCUCCCACCUCGAUCUAAGUUUGACAGUAAUAUUACGAUGUACCAAGUUUGGAUCAAAUCGGAUAUUCCCUUCGAGAGUUAUCAAGUGCACCAGCCAGACAGACAGAUGGACGGACGGACAUCGCUAGAUCGACUCCAAAUGUCCUGAAACGGAUUUGGUCCAAAGAGCCCUAGGGUCUGAAACUGUUAUAAAAUGAUAUAUGCUCUCUCUACCCAUAUGGCUGAGGCUAAAAAUAUAGCUGGGUAUAUGAGGGUAGAAAUAUGUUGUGUGGCUUAACUAAACAGCAAGAGAAUCUGCUCGAUUUGGAGCUGAAGUAACUCUCACUCGAAAACAAGCAAAGGUUGCUUACUUGGCAUAGAAGAAGAGAGUGUAAUUAAUUUUUAGCCUUACUGGCAGGUGUACUCCCGCUCGAAUUGGAAUGAAUUUCGCGCUUUGCUCAAUUUCGAGCGAGCAUUUCGAAGCUAUUGUAAUAAUUGCUUAAGCAAAGGAAUUACGGAAACAAAACAGUUGCAGAUCGAAUAUCUCGGUUAUUCUCGGCUAAAACGGUACAUGAGAGCUAUAUCUAAAUCUGGACAAAUGAUUUGUGGAAAAUUUCGUUCGCAAAAGUACAUUGUGUUCUAAAUUUUUCUACGAGUUUAGCUAGGUUCCUACAAAGGCUAAAAAUGGCAGACAUUCUAGAAGGGAACUUUAGAACUUAAAGAAAACGAAAUAAAAUUGAAAAACUAAGAGUCAUUAUUAUGCAAUUAAUUCUAGGAAUUAUUUCAUUUUCGAUUUUUUUGAAUAUGAAUUUCCCCAAAAUGUCCCACAAAUGUUUCACCUACAAAGGAGCAUGAGAUAGACGCAAUUAAAAUACAAAUAAAAAAAUUGUAAUAAAACUUUUUAAAAGUUAUCCAAAGACAUGAGUGAAUAUCUCCAAGUGUAAAGAGAAGAAAAAGAAAAGAAACAGACAAUGCUAAAUAAUAAUAAAAUUGGAAAAUACUUAACAUAAUUCAUAAAGAACGAAGAAAACUUUGUGUAUAAAAAUCAAAUUUAAAUGAAUAUUAUUAUUUUCCAUAACAUUAGCAUACAUCAAAGUAAAAAAGGAAAGAAAACAAAAAAAUGCGAAACUCCUCUAAUAUAUUUCCAUUUUUACGUUACGAUUUUUCUUCAUCAUAUAACAACAACAAAAGAACAUAUUAUGUAAACCAAAACAUAUCCUAUGCCAAACAAAGAAACCAAAAACAAAAAGAAUAACUACAACAAAACACACAUACAAAUAAAGCAUAUAAUUUUAUGUUUUAAUAAAUUAAAAAAAAGUAAGAAAAACUCAUACAUCCAUACAUACCUUAUGACAAACUUUCAUCGUAAUUAAGCUGUAACAUCAUCCAUAUCAAAAAUCUUACUUUUGUAAAUACUGAUUGUAUCUUUAAGCUCAUAAAUUAUGCCCUCCCUCUAAUCUCCUGUUUUUUUUUCUUUUUGUAUAGAGACAUUUACAAAUGCCUAGAUUUGUCAUUGAAACCUACAAAAAAAAUGAUGAAGAUAAAAUAUGAAAAAUAAAUAAACUUUUGUAAAAUUUUAAGACUCUAUCGAUAAGUUUAGUUUUAAUUGUACAUUAAGAGAACGAGAUCCUAAAAAAGUAAUUAUAUGAAAAAAAUUCUGAAAGAAAUGUGCGAAGGCGGAAACAAUUUUUAGUUGUAGAAAAACAUGGAGAUUGUCAUUGAAUUGAGCAGCUAAGAAAUAUGAAAAACGAUCAUUGUAAACGUCAUCGUAAAGGCAGAAAAUUGAAGUAACGAAACGUUUUCAAUGUUAAACCAAAGAAAAAAAAAAAUGGUCGAAAUAAAAGAAUUUG
Molecule: messenger RNA, 6897 nt
Organism: Musca domestica (house fly)
Lineage: Eukaryota; Metazoa; Arthropoda; Insecta; Diptera; Muscidae
Exons: 8
Coding region: 523-1878 (451 amino acids)
Source: RefSeq, a predicted model, not a curated record